Molecule: messenger RNA, 669 nt
Organism: Adineta ricciae
Lineage: Eukaryota; Metazoa; Rotifera; Eurotatoria; Adinetida; Adinetidae
Source: the annotation of a GenBank genome assembly
AUGGAUGCUACACAUGCAAAUGAAACCAAAAAUUGGGAUAUUGAAAUGCAACAUGCUUGUCCUGGAAUUUCAUCUUCACAAAAAUCUCGACAUCGCCGUCAUCGUCAUUCUCGUCAGCAACAAAGGAAAGCUUAUAUUCAGCAGAUCAUGCAUGAACAAGCUGCACUUCGGCAACAGAGCCAACAACAAGAGUUGGAAAUCAUCCGACUACAAAGUUUUAUCCAGAAAUUUCGUGAUUUCACGAAAAAGAUCGACGAUGAAGUGGAAACUAUGGUCCACGAGAAGAAAAUGUGUCAAAUUAUUCGUGCUCGAAAGGAUUAUAUCGAUUUACGGCCUAUACCAAUUACCGGUCCUAAAAAUUAUAGUUAUCGCUGGAAAAUGAUGGCAUUGUUAGAUUUCAACGAUCAUGGACAGUAUAUACUACCAUUCUCCAGACGAGUGGUGAACAUUCCGCAAGAAUUAUGGUCAAGACGUAACAACCAGCCGCCACCUGAAGGUUAUGAACUGUGCAAAUGUACAAAUUGCGAAGAGAAAACAUGGGAAGAUCAUGUUUUCAAGGAUGAUCUUGACGAUGAAGUUUCAGUGUAUGGUAACCUACAUUUGGAACGUGUACACUCGUAUACGAACAACAGAAAUGCAUUAAAUAACUUUAUAUCUGCGCGUUCAUAA